UGCAACUCAUGCAAGUAAUAAUAUCAGCUUUUCCAAAUUUUGCUCCAAAAAGGAGAUAUUUUGCAUAUAUAUAUAUAUGUAAAUAAUAAUCAAUAAUAAAUAUAAUCUUACGGUAAUCUGAAAAAAAAUAUAUUAAAAAGAUACAAUAUAUUUAAAUAAUCACCAUAAAUCUUAUUAUAACUGUCCUAACAUAUGUACUACGGUUGAUAUUAAUCUUCCCUUAAAAAAAAACAAAAUCCAAGCUACUCAUAUAUAUUAAGGUUGAUUUGCAAACUUCCCUUUAAAAAAUUCAAAUCUUAGCAAAUCAUAUUAUUAUUGUUAAUUGAUAUGCAAUCUUCCCUUAAAAAAAUAAAAAACAAAAUCCAAGCUACUCAUAUAUAUAAGGUUGAUUUCCAAACUUCCCUUUAAUGAACAUUGACAAAUGCAAUCACCUACGUGAAUGUUAACAUACAUGAAGAAUCUCAUAAUGUGAACUAAUAAUUCAAGCACAUCAAUCAAUCUUUAAUUUCAAACACUAAUCUCCUAGAAAAGCAGCAAAUCAAACGAAAUAAUCAUGCAUAUAUAAUAAUAUAAUAUACUUUUGGUAACAAAACAUUCUUUCAACAAAACAUUGUAUGUUGAUAUGUAAUAUUCCCUUAAAAACAUCUUAGCUAAUCAUGACUAUAUUCUUACUAUAAUAUAUACUUCGUAUUACAUACGGUUGAUAUUCAUUCCUUAUAUGAUUAAAUCAUGCAAUAUUCUCUAAUUCUUUUUACCUUUUUAUUUUUAUCCCAAAUUUUCCAAAAACAUCUUACCUAACCGGCCAUUAUAAAAAAGCAUUAAUGUGAAUUUUUGAAUCACAACCACUAAAUAACUUUAAACGUUAUUUUUUCUAAUGGCACAAAGUUUAAAGCUUAUACAAAAUAUCAAUUCGUCGAAUGAAAAUAUUACUAUACAGGCUAGGGUUAUCUACUUAUGGACUAUUCCAUCUUUUAAUAAUGCAAACGAUGUACAUUCUCUAGAGAUGGUUUUACUAGAUGAACAGGGAGGAAAGAUCCAGGCUUCCGUAAAGAAGUCCUUGCUUGUGAUAUUUCAAACUAAACUAGCAGAGGGACAAGUUUAUAACAUUUCAAAUUUUGGAUUUGGAUUUAAUAAUGGGUCGUAUAAACCCACGGGACAUGAAUACAAAAUUCUUUUUAAACACUUAAAUACAGUCAAUCAAGUGGAAGGAGCAAGCAUUCCCAUUCGUGAUUUUGAUUUGAAACCUUACAAUUCAAUAGUUUCAAACAACUUGGACACCAAUAUUUUAGUUGAUUACAUUGGAUAUCUUUCCGGAAUUUCAUCAACCAAUACAUUUUUAAGAGAUGGUAAUCAACAAAAGAUGAUCAACAUCCAAUUGGAGGAUUUGCAAAAAAAUGUCUUGGAUUGCACAUUGUGGAAUACAUAUGCUGACCAACUAAGAGACUAUUUUUCCGAGCAUCCAAAUCGACAAGUUUUUAUUGUCAUUCAAUUUGCAAAAAUCAAGACUUUUCAAGGUGUUGUUAGAAUAUCGAGUUCACUGUUUGUCACUAAACUUCAUAUAAAUUCCAACAUUACUGAGAUAGAAGAUUUCAAACAGAGGUAUGUAAUUUUUCUACGUCAAAAUUAA
This is a messenger RNA of Chenopodium quinoa (quinoa), 1627 nucleotides long. RefSeq names its product replication protein A 70 kDa DNA-binding subunit C-like. Bases 875 to 1627 code for a protein of 250 amino acids. Lineage: Eukaryota; Viridiplantae; Streptophyta; Magnoliopsida; Caryophyllales; Amaranthaceae. The record is from RefSeq and is a predicted model, not a curated record. The transcript is spliced from 5 exons.